CCUUAUGUAGGCUUGUCUCAACCAUACAGUGAGGUAUUUUAUGCAGGCAACACCAUAUAUUAACUUAACUGGGCCAGUGCCAACGAGCCCUUUGAAACGCUUGCCGCGGCACUUACUUGCGUGACUUCACCAGCGAUUUAGUUGUUAGGACCCGACCUAAGGCUGUCGAUCAAGAGCUAUUUUAGACGCGUCGGUGGCAGGCCUGAGGGUGUCCGUUCGUGAGUAGCCUACGAAUCUGCAAGCAGCACCACCGAAUUCUGUCAGGCAAGCACAAUGUGCACAACCUCUACGUUGACGUCCCAUGAGGACACAAUGAUUCUGCCUCCAAUCCCAUCGAACGACGACCUGACGUCCGAUCCAGAGAUUUGGGAUGUGGUUAUCGUGGGCGGAGGAGUUGCGGGAUGUGCUCUGGCGUACGCCCAGGCUAAGGACGGUCGCCGCGUGCUUAUGAUUGAGCGCGACCUGACCCAGCCCGAUCGUAUUGUGGGGGAGCUGCUGCAGCCGGGCGGAUACCUGAUGCUCAAGAAGCUGGGGCUGGAGGGCUGCCUGGACGGCAUUGAUGCGGUCAAUGUGUACGGCUACGCCCUGUUCAAGGGCGACACGCAGGCGGUGAUCCACUACCCGCUGGAGGGGUACACGCCGGACGUGACGGGGCGCAGCUUCCACCACGGUCGCUUCAUUCAGAAGCUGCGGGUGGCUGCCGCCUCCUGCCCCAGUGUCACUGUACGACAGGGCCUGGUCAAGAAGCUGGUCAACGACAAGGGCGGCGAGUGGCAGGAGGGCGAGGUGGUGACGGGGGUGGUGUACCGACACCUGCCGGCAGGCGAGGGGGCGGCGCCCUGCGACCGCUCCGCCCGCGCGCACCUGACCAUUGUAUGCGACGGCAUGUACUCGAACCUGCGCAAGCACCUGUCCUCAUCCACUCCGGUCCACCCCAGCUUCUUCGUGGCGCUGCUGCUGCCCAACUGCCAGCUGCCGGUGCCCAACCACGGGCAUGUGGUGCUGGCCAAGCCCUCGCCCAUCCUCUUCUACCCCAUCAGCCCCAAUGAAGUCAGGUGUCUGGUUGACGUCCCCGGCGAGCGGCUCCCCUCCGACCUGCCCGCCUACCUGCGGGCCACGGUGGUGCCGCAGCUGCCCGAGCCGCUGCGGCAGCCCUUCCUGCAGGCGUUGGAGAAGCCGGAGGCCAUCAGGAGCAUGCAGAACAAGCUGCUCCCCGCCACGCCCCUGCACCAGCCCGGCGCCCUGCUGCUGGGCGACGCCUUCAACAUGCGGCACCCGCUCACCGGCGGUGGCAUGACGGUGGCGCUCUCCGACUGCGCGCUGCUGGUGGACAUGCUGCGCCCGCUGCCCAGCCUGGGGGACGCGCUGGCCACCGCGCAGCGUACCGCGGACUUUUACACGCGCCGCAAGCCGCUGAGCGCCACCAUCAACACACUGGCGAAUGCGCUGUACAAGGUGUUUCGGUACUCGGGCGAGCCCGCCCACGAGGAGAUGCGCCAGGCCUGCUUCGACUACCUCGCCCUGGGCGGCAUCUGCGCGCAGGGCCCCAUCUCGCUGCUUUCCGGCCUCAACCCGCGCCCCUCGGUGCUGGUCAAGCACUUUUUCAUGGUGGCGCUGUUUGGCGUGGGGCGGCUGCUGCUGCCGCGCCCCUCCCUGCGCGGUCUCUACAUGGCGGCGGCGCUGCUGGCGGUGGCCUGCCGCAUCAUCUUCCCCAUCAUCUGGACGGAGGGUCUGCGCGCGGUGUUCCUGCCAUCGCUGGCGCCCAAGCCGGUGGUGUCGGUGGCGGCCAGCAGCGGCGCGGCGGCGGCGGCUGUGAAGAAGGCGGCGUAAGGGGCGGGAGGGCCGCGGUAGGGGAAAGGGGUUUGGGGUAAGUUAUUGAUGAGGGAUCAGACGACCAUGACGUUUGGGGUUUCCACUGGUCUGAGAUGAAUGUGGGGGUGUGCAUGGGAGCCAAGGGGUGCUGCUGCUUGAAUUGCGCCAUACAUAGUUUUGUUUGGUGGAAUACUGCUAAGCUCGUGCGGUGUAGUGUAUUGGCUUGGGUGCUUUGGGCACUACGACUAUUGUGCACGCUGAUGGGCUGAAUAGGGUUUUUGUCUUCGCCCCUUCAUCUCGAGGGGCGUGCGUUUUGAAAGUUUCUGGCUCUGGGCGUGCUGCGCUACCUCUCUGGCACUCGGGCGCUAGGUCUGCGGUUUGGCAGUGAUGGCGACAUCAGCGGCUUUACUGGCUUCAGCGACUCAGAUUGGGCUGGCGACCCUGCCACGCGCCGGUCCACCACGGGCUACGUCUUCUCGCUAGGAGGCGCAGCUGUGAGCUGGAGCAGCCAGCUGCAGCGUACCGUGGCGGCAUCAUCAGUGGAGGCGGAGUAUCAGGCAGCUGCAGCAGCCGUACGAGAGGCACUCUGGUUGCGUCACCUGGCAGCGGACCUACGGCUGCCACGUAAGACCAUCACCAUCAUGCUGGACUCGCAGGGAGCCCUCAGCCUGGCGAACAACCACAUCACAUCGGUGCGCUCUAAGCACAUCGACGUGCACCACCACCUGGUGCGAGAGCGUGUGGCGCGCGGCGAGGUGAAAAUCCAUGCCUAAAGCGCGAGCCGAACGUGUGCUAUCUGUGCUGCUUCUAUGCGUUAAGGCAAGCUCACCGCCGUUAUCUAUGCGAGGGGUUUUUUGUUGGAUGCUUAGUUGGGCUGUAUCUUCCUCACGGCAUUCCUUGACGUUCAUGCACCUUGCCCCCAAUGUGGUAACUUGGGGCUCAGCACGAACGGGAUCCAAUGUACGGUGGUGUGCUUUUGCGGCGGGCGGUGCGUUAUUUCAUAUGGUGAGGUUGCGUUGUUAUAUGCAUUGGAUUGCGGAUUUUGUUGAUGCGAAAUGAGCUGGGUAGUUUUGUAUGGGUGCUGGCGCUGCCUGAAACAUGCUGUGACUGUUUUGGCUUGUUGGGAAGACGUAUAAUCGCGUACGAUAGCUGAGAGAUGUAAGGGCACGUAGGUUGCUUGUGCCGCAAGUUUUGCUGGAUGCUGGUGCUUGGGAGGGUUACUGAAACCCACGCGUGAAUUUGUUUCCUUGUUGCCCCUCUUCUUGGGCAAAUGGCUUAAUUUGCUGCAGCAGCGUUUACUGACAUGUAGCCUUUGGACAUUGCGAAUGCCAUGGCCCCAUGUGUUCCUGUACUGUACUGGAGGUGGUAGUUUCACUACCGUGGGCA
Messenger RNA from Astrephomene gubernaculifera, 3198 nucleotides. The record is from the annotation of a GenBank genome assembly. Lineage: Eukaryota; Viridiplantae; Chlorophyta; Chlorophyceae; Chlamydomonadales; Astrephomenaceae.